Molecule: messenger RNA, 3801 nt
Organism: Gilbertella persicaria
Lineage: Eukaryota; Fungi; Mucoromycota; Mucoromycetes; Mucorales; Choanephoraceae
Exons: 8
Coding region: 1-3801 (1266 amino acids)
Biological process (GO): regulation of GTPase activity; mitotic actomyosin contractile ring assembly actin filament organization; regulation of actin cytoskeleton organization
Cellular component (GO): mitotic actomyosin contractile ring; cytoplasm
Molecular function (GO): calmodulin binding; actin filament binding; GTPase activator activity
Source: RefSeq, a predicted model, not a curated record
AUGCAACGUACACUACCUAACAUCACUUUAUCUGAAGAAGACGCUGUUGCAGGAACAAAUCGUAUUCGAUUGUUGCGAGUGGAAGAGACAAAAAAUGAUGGUCGAUGGGCAGAUAAAAUGAGAAAUUUACUACAAAUUCAUGAAUACCUUUGUCAUAUUGGUGAAGCUAUAGAGUGGAUAGAAAGCUUUCUGAACGAAAAGAUUGAUGACAAUGAUAACAAAGAGGCCUCCAUCCUACACUUGGAGCAAACAUUACAUGAUGGUGUUGUGCUAGCCAAACUGGCCAAAAGAAUUGACCCUAAUAUUAUUGGUGAUAUUAUCUCAAGCGAUGCCAAAUUCAAGUUUCUACGUUCUAACAAUAUCAAUGCAUUUUUAACUGUCAUAAGAGAAGUAGGCUUACCCUCCAUCUUUUGGUUUGAGUUUGUGGAUUUGUAUGAUGGUAAAAACAUGCCCAAAGUAAUUUAUUGCAUCCACGCUUUAAGUCACUUGCUACAUUCAACAGAUUCUGCACCCAAAAUCAAAGAUUUAAAUGGCGAAUUCAACUUUUCUCAGGAUGUAUUAGUGGCAACUCAACGCAAUUUGGAAAAAUCAGGUGCUAUCAUGCCAAACUUCAAUAACCUUGGCUCCUCUCUACAAAAAGAGCUCGAUGGAAAAUCCGGCAAAAAAACAAGUUAUGCAUUCAAACCUAUUGAAGAACCAUUGCUAGACGAAGACCAAGAUCUUUUACCGAGAAUUCGUCAUUUUAACAAAAAUACGCCUGAUUUAAUGGUUAAUGAAUUAUAUGAUUCUGACUCGGAUUCUCAAACAUCUUCCAGCGAUGAGCAAGCAAGUACUUCAUUACCAAUUAUGCAGCGAUUUCAAUACUUUGAAUCUGUAGCUGAUUCAACUAUUAGCAGCUCAGGAUCCGAGGUCGAAUUUGAAGACACUGUCUCUAAUUAUGAUGAAGAAGAAAGAACUGAAGUGCUCGAAAAUCAUUUCUCUAGGCCUGAAAACCAAAACGUACUUGUGUCUGCGCAAGGAUGUAUUCGUACCUUCAUGGCACGCAACAAACUGCAGAAAAUCAAGGAUCAAUCUCGAUGCCACUCUUUUCAAUCCUCCGUACAAGGUAUACAGGCAAGAAUUCAGACUUCGACUAUGCGCCAACAAUUUGGUGAAAAAAGGCGAGAGAUGUUUUCGUACCCUGAAGAUUGGGUAAUCGCUUUACAAUCCAUGAUUCGUCGAUACCUGGCCAUAAAGCAAAUGGAUGAACAAUAUCACAACAUUCAACAAUAUGAGUUACAGACGGGCAAAUUAAGAACUGAAGGCAGAUUCCGAGCACAGUUCCAUGAACGCACUUAUCAAAAACUCAAAUCCGAAAAGAACCCUUCUCUCGGUAUGGUCAAGAGUGUGUUGCAUAUGCUCAGUAACAACGACGUUGAUUUCAAUGAAGACUUGAUUAUUGAGGAUCUUCGUCAGAAAAUUGUCGAAUCAAUUCAAGAAAAUAACCAGCUGGAUAGUCAAGUCAGCAUGGUAGAUAUUCAGAUUGCUUUGCUCUUAAAAAACGCAGUGACACUGGAUGAAGUUGUGAAACUGAGCAAUGCAUUCUUUAACCCAAACCGCAAAAAGCAACAACAGCAACGAUUUUCAGAACUUGUAUCAUCAAAUCCUUCUAACAGUCCCUUUGAUUUGCGUGGGGUUGAUAAGAACAACCGCGAUAAAUUAGAACUGUAUCAACAAAUGGUUUAUUUGCUUCAAACAGAGCCUGUGUAUCUGGCACGUCUCAUGUCGAUUACUGGUAGCCAAGUACAUGGUGAAAAGAAGGGGCAACGCAAAAUUGACGCAACUGUAUUGGCUUUAUUUGGUUAUGGCACCAAUGCUCGUGAAGAAUGUCUUCUGAUCAACUUGUGCAAGGCUUGUAUUGUGCAAGAGAUGAAGCAUGUCAAGAGCCCUCAAGAGUUUAUGCGAGGAAACUACACAUUUAUGAAACUAGUUGUGCAAGUUAACCGUGGUGCUAAAGAAAGAGAAUUCUUUUCUUCCUUGUUUAAGGGUUUAUUUGAAAGGGUGUUGAAUGACAACGACUUGGAUUUAGAAACAAAUCCUAUUGCUAUUUACCAAAAGUGCAUUAGUCAAGAAGAAUCAGCUACAGGACAACCAUCUAAACGUCCAUUCAACAUUAGUCAAUCUCAAGCACUUCAAUCACCUGAUGUGAUCCGUAUCCUGUCAGAACAUUUGGAAAAACUACGUGAUAUCACUGAGCUCUUUUUGAACAGCAUUAUUAAUACAGUCAACACAAUGCCUUAUGGUAUGCGAGUCAUUGCAAGAGAACUUCGAUUAGUCAUGGAGGAAAACUUCCCUGAAGAAGCACCUGAAGAAAUCAACAAAAUCCUCGGUAACUUUUUAUAUUAUCGAUACUUGAGUCCUGUCAUCACAGCACCAGAACAAUACAUCUCUUUAUCUCACGAUAUCUCUUCACUUCAACGAAAGAAUUUGGCUGAAGUGUCUAAAAUGCUUCAACACAUCUCUAAUGGAAGUGAUUUUGACACGCGCAAUAUUCAACUCGGUGCUCUUCAUGAUUACGUGCAAACAUCUGCUAACCGUUUUACUCAAUGGUUCACCGAUCUUACAGAUGUAGAAGACCCUGAAGAACAUUUUGGUAUGGACCAUUUGUCUGACUAUACAAACACCAAGAAGCCUACUGUGUAUGUUCACCCUACUGAACUUUACCAUAUGCAUCAUUUGUUACAAGAACAUGUUGAUUUUAUUGAGCGAUCUAAUACGGGUAUUCUUCAUUCUAUUUUGGCUGAUCUAGGCGAUGCACCCUUAGAUGUUAAUAUGAGUGUGCCUUUGCAUGUACUUCGACUUGAACUAAGUGAUCGACGAGAUGGUAUUCCUUCUGAACAAGGGGGUGACGUCAAGAAACUCUUGUUGGAUACAAAGCGCCUUGUGAUUCUUGUGAUCCAAGUACAGUCAGGUCCUUCCUUGGAAGCCAUCUUUGAUGAGCCCGUAACUGAAGAGCAUGAGGCUAUCUGGGAAGUGGUUCGUGAGGAAGCAUUUCCAUCCAAAGGAACAGAACAAGAGAUUGAAAUGGCUGUCCGUGAAAGAAAUUUCAAGUUUGGCUAUAAAAAUGCUGCUAUGGAUGUGAAGAGCUUGAGUUUUGCCAAGCUAAAGUCAUUUGCGUUUAGUUUACAUAAUCACUUGAUGAAGCAUGGCAUUAUCCCAGAAAGUCCAGGCUAUCAAAGCAUUAUCAAUAUGAUUGCAGUCGAUAUUACCAAGAAGGGAGAACGUCGUAAACAACGCAACACAGAAAUCAAAAAACUUCAAAACAUCCUUUUGCAUUUGGAUGAAAAACGACAAUUCUUGAUUGGCCAAGGGGAAAGCUAUAAGGAAUACCUGGAUGGAUGCAUGAAAAACAUGGCAGAAAGAAGAGGCAAGAAGCAAAAGUUUGUCUUUCCAUUUACACGCCAGUAUUUUCACAUGAAGAAUUUACAACGACGUGGCUUGGUGCCUCAAUUUGGUUCUUUCAAGUAUUCUGCGAAGACCUUGUAUGAUCGUGGUAUCAUUCUGGAUAUCGCAGGUGUAUCCAAGAAGCUUUAUUCUCGUAUCACUUUGAUUCUGUCUAUGGAUCGUGCAGGCAUUGUUACCUUUGAGGGCUAUUUCCCUUUGUUGAAUACACAAGACUUACAUGUCGAUGUUCACUACGAAGACUUAUUGCAAACACAAUAUGAAGGCGUUCAAACCAUGAAAGUACUCGAUGGCAUAGCUACUGUUAAUGUCAACCUAUUGAUUUAUCUGAUCAACAAAAAAUUCUAUCAUACAGCAUAA